Messenger RNA from Ilex paraguariensis (yerba mate), 225 nucleotides. The record is from the annotation of a GenBank genome assembly. Lineage: Eukaryota; Viridiplantae; Streptophyta; Magnoliopsida; Aquifoliales; Aquifoliaceae.
AUGGUGAGUACCGUCAUCAAGAUCGAUGGUCAAGAACCAAACGACCUUCUUGACGAUCUAUCGGCCCAAGAACAAACGAUGAGUACCGUCAUCAAGAUCGAUGGUGAAGAACCAACCGACCUUCUUCACGGUCUAUCGGCCCAAGAACAGACAAUGAAUACCAUCGCCAAGAUCGAUGGUCAACAACCAACCUACCUUCUUGACAAUCUAUCUGGCCAAGAGCAA